Messenger RNA from Echinops telfairi (small Madagascar hedgehog), 859 nucleotides. It is a transcript of the gene TMEM50A, whose product is annotated as transmembrane protein 50A. The record is from RefSeq and is a predicted model, not a curated record. Lineage: Eukaryota; Metazoa; Chordata; Mammalia; Afrosoricida; Tenrecidae. Bases 116 to 589 code for a protein of 157 amino acids. Gene Ontology annotation, biological process: late endosome to vacuole transport via multivesicular body sorting pathway; protein targeting to vacuole. The transcript is spliced from 7 exons.
GCCUGUGCCUGUUUUGUUUUCUGAGCAGAAACCAGGAGAAACUGAGGCGGCUCCGCGGGGCGCGACAGCAGGCCCCGCACCUCCUGUUCAGGUUGGGUUCGACUGACCUGAAAAAAUGUCUGGGAUUCUAGAAGGCCUGAGAUGCUCGGAGUGCAUUGAUUGGGGGGAAAAGCGCAAUACCAUUGCUUCCAUUGCUGCUGGUGUUCUAUUUUUUACAGGCUGGUGGAUUAUCAUUGAUGCAGCUGUUAUUUAUCCCACUAUGGAUGAGUUCAACCACUCCUACCAUGCCUGUGGUGUGAUAGCAACCAUCGCCUUCCUAAUGAUUAAUGCAGUAUCAAAUGGACAAGUCCGCGGUGAUAGUUACAGUGAAGGUUGUCUGGGCCAAACAGGUGCUCGGAUUUGGCUGUUUAUUGGGUUCAUGCUGGCUUUUGGAUCCCUGAUUGCGUCUAUGUGGAUUCUCUUUGGGGGUUAUGUUGUUAAAGAAAAACCUACUGUGUACCCUGGAAUUGCUGUAUUUUUCCAGAAUGCCUUUAUCUUUUUUGGAGGACUGGUUUUUAAGUUCGGCCGCACUGAAGACUUAUGGCAGUGACCAUGCAUUGCACAGCUCCGUGCCCUGCGUCGUGGGCUCUGUCUGCUCGCUCCCAAUCUUUUGUAAUGCCGUUUUCUAAACUUAUUUCUGAGGGUAGUCUCGGCUGAAAGUGCUCUCACUAAAAUCAUGAGAACGUCCAGUGGAAACAACCAAAUUCCCUAUUGUAGUUUGCACUUAUGCAAGGUUAAAGGACAAGGUUACACAUGAGCAGUUUUUUAUCAAAUUUUAUCAUGGUAUAUAAUUUGUAAAAAUAAAAAAUUAUGAAAGGAA